Molecule: messenger RNA, 3845 nt
Organism: Astrephomene gubernaculifera
Lineage: Eukaryota; Viridiplantae; Chlorophyta; Chlorophyceae; Chlamydomonadales; Astrephomenaceae
Source: the annotation of a GenBank genome assembly
AGAAUUCGUACUGUUAUUGCACAGACGCCCAUCACAUUAUAUGAAACGGUAGUAAGAGGCUUUGGCAGUUUCGCAACCGAGUCAUAGAGGAUUGAAACUUGUAAACCUUCCAGCGCUCUGCUUUGCAAAAGCGUUUUCUAGUCCGAUAGUCGUGGAAGACUCUCCUAUCCUUAUUGGGCACCACCACCUGGCUCUAGAAGGCUUUAUCGGACCCCUACCUUUAGCACGAGUGAAGGUCUUAAGGCGAAGGAGUAAAAGUCGUUUGGGAACUUCAAUUACUCUUAUAGGAGCAGAUAAGGGCGUAUUUUGGCUUCCACCGUACGGCCCAUGAGAACCGACGGCCAGUUAGCUGUGCCUUCCUAACGCAGCGCCGCUCUUAUCGACUCAAUGCGGCCUGACAUCCAACGGCUAUGUCUCAAGCGGGCUCCUCUGAGAACCUUAAGCGCCCCUAUCGCGAGGACACGCCGCGGAGCACCCGGUUGGACCCGACCACCACCACCACCAAUGCUACAAGCCGCAGCUCCCCCUCCUGCUUCCCUUGCGAACCCUACUCCCCUGCCCUUCCAGCUGCACCCCACGCCCAACCCACCGACAGCCCUCAGCCCUGCCCGCAGUCCCCCUUCGACUUCCUCCUCAGCAGCUUCUACUCCCCCAGCCCACCACGCCAAACACAGCAUCAUAAGGCCUCUCUGGAAGCCUCCUCCUGCAUCUCCGCACCCGUCCACAGCUCCUCUUCCUCCCUGCCACCCUUGGCUGCCCGAUCACGCCUCCCGCCCCUGCCCAUCGAGGGGCCCUCAAGUCGCAGCCCGCGCCUAGCCGCCGGCCCCAGCCCCGCUGCUGCCACCACCCUCACGGACGCGAUCUCCCCAUCAGCCGCAUGCUUCAUUUCCGUACAGCCCUCAUGCUUCUGGUCUCCGGACCUGGCUCCCAGUUCCGCGGAAACAAGCAGCAACAGCAACCUGCUGUCAGUCACCAACCUUCCAGGCUGCAUCCAACCGCUAGAUCUCCCAGAAACGACCCAAGGGUCGGGACCCUCAGGAUUCGGACCUUCAUCCGGCUGCAGCGGCCAUCUCCGUACCGGAUCCAUUACACACCCUCAGAUGAUGAGCCUGGACGCCCGUCUCGCUCGCACCUCGAACCUAGCCCCAAGCGGCGGCAGCCCGCGUUACGGCGGCGGAGGCAUGGGCACCUGCAGGGCCCAGCUGUCGCCGCUGCCUAGCAGACUUCUAUCGUACAGCUGCGUUGGCGGAGGCGGCGGCGGCAGCAACGCAGGUGGUGGCGGCGGUGGCGGCACCAGCACCAUCUGGACCGGAGGCGGUGGUGACGGGGGAAAAAACGGCGACUUCUCUGCCCCCCGCAGCGUCCGUAACCAGCAGCGUCCCUCCAUAGACGCUGCGGCGGGGGCGGAGGAGCUGGGCACGUGUGGCGAGGCGGAUAACGGCCCGGAGCAUGCAGCUGCGGCGGUAUCGUACCGACCGAGGCUUCUACCAGAUCCCACGGCUUCGGCUGGUCCUGGUACGGCACUCACAGACCCCGUUGCCGCCUGUGCACCGUGCGUUUCCUCCAGUUCUGCUGCCCUUGGCACCGGUGUGGUGGAGCGCUCUGCGACGGUGUCGACGGCGCUGCCGCCGCUGUCAACAGCGGCGGUGGUGAUCGGCCCGGCGGCAGCGUUGGAAGGCCCGGGGGCUGCGACGGCGGCGGGCGCUGCAGCGUUAAGCUCUUGGAAGUUCGACUCCAACCUGCAGCGUGCGCGCAUGCAGGCGCGCUAUGAGGCCAUGCGGGGCGCGGAGGACAUCGAGUAUGUUGCUUGUCGCCGCGCCGGUGGGAGGAGCCGAGGCAUCAGCGGCGGGGGCAUCGGCGGCGGAGGCGGAGGCGGGGGCACUUGGAGGCCGUUGAGGCUGCUGUCGGCGCUGGCUGGGCGGGCCAUGGGCGGCAAACGCAGCUUUGGAGCCCUUACCAACGCCACUGUCACCGCCGGCGGAGACGGAGGCGGUGGUAGCGGUGGUGACAGUGGCUGGAGGCUAGCAAAGGGCGUUGUUGCCAAAGCAGGCUCCGUUCCAAGCGGCAACAGUGGAGUAGGAGAUGGUGCUGAAGCUGAAAAGGAUGAGGAACGCACCACCCAACAGGGAGGUGGUGGUGAUGGUGAUGAUGAAGGUGGGCUGUUUGCCCUCUCACCUCCUCCCCGUCUCCCGGCCUGCAGCAGCAGGAGUAACAGCCAUGCCUUGCUUCAGCUGCCCCGGGCCCGAACUGGUUUGGAUGGCGAUGACCCAAGCGGCGCCGCUGCUGCUGCGGCGGCGGCCUUACUAAUGUCGGAUGUCAGCUGGCGUGGCGGCAUCGGACGGUACGGCACCACGAUAUGUUAGGGGAUGCUCAUGGACUACUACAUGCAUGUACGACAACAGGAGGACUGCAUGGACGGCUGCCGCGGUUGCAGCGGCAACGGCGGCGGUGGUUGUACAAACGCGGGCGACCUAAGCUUGAACCGAAUGGAUGAGUUACUCCUUAUGAGCUGAGGGUGUGUUGACGGGGUUUCUGCAACUCCGGAGGAAGCGACGUGUGGGGCGGGUCUCGGGGUGUCUCGGGGCCCUCCUGCGCUGCCGUACUUCAUCAGCGCCCUAUGGCUCAUGCGAAAGAGCGGACAGGUGCUGUUGUCACGGAGAGUUUGCUGCAGGACAUGUGCGUGAACUGAGCGCGUGACUAAACACCAGUUCUCGCUGUCGGUCGGUCAAGGGACUGAGAGCCCUCGUGUAUGUGUGAAGGCAACAUGAGCGCGGCGUUGUUUAAUGUUGGGAUGGCGCGCAGCCGCGGCAGAAGAGUAGCUAGGCAUGGGGCAUGUGCGUAGCUAGACGCAUCUGUUGCAUGUCAACAAUUGAAGGCCAUCAUCUUGAUUGAUCGUACUUACUCGAGAGCAGCCCUGGUAACACGGACUGUGUGCAAGUUCCGUGCUUUCCGGUCGGUUUGUUUGCAUGGGAUGAUAAUGAGAUGUCGAUAACCGACAUGCAUUUUGAAGUUUAGUUUUAAGCGAGCGAGCGUGCGAGCCUUUUGACUUGCUUAGGCUGGGCUGAAUCACAACAAGAAGAAGUGCUUACUACAAGAGAGGAGAGAGUGGGAUGGGCUUUGGCCCCUCCAUGCACAUGUUGGUUUGGUCACAAGGCAGUGUGUAUUGUGGCUCCGUUUUAGAUGUGUUGGGAGCUCUGCCUUAUGUUUGCAUGCGCCGGGUGUUGCACGACGGCUGAUGAUUAGCAGGGGGCAGCGUCGGCAUGCUUUGAUGGUCGGUUUGGUUGUUGGAAGGGGGCGUAUCUGCAGGUUGGGUUCGUGGUUUCCGCAUUGUUACCGUUCAAAGUAAGGGCCGCAGGCGGGCUCCGUAAGGAAAAUGGCAUGUUCAACGUUUGCGCAGUUUAUGCAGUGGUGGGAAAAGACGAUAUGGAUGGGAGUAUUACAGCAUUACUAAUGGGUGGCUGCUGCGUGUGUGGUGCGCCGUAGUUCUCCCUUAUCUUUCGCAUGGCAAGCUCGGCAGUUGGUGUGUUUUGGUUUGUAUCCCGUUUGUAACGGGAAUACCUGGGUGGUGAGUAACGUUUGGGAUUGGUAUGUGUUGAGUGGGGACGGGACUGGGCAGCUAGGUGUGGAGAUUGCGAGCUAGGUGUGGAGGCCUUAGCUGCUGCUGUUGCAUACCUAUGGCGUGUUGUACACGAUGAAUUGCUUGAAACCUGGGGGCUCUACAGUAUGGCCUAUGGUCCGUUUCGAAAUACCGGUACGUUACGUAGGUGUAACGUGACUUUCUCCUUGCUCUAUCCCUGCGCAUGCUGAUGGGUUAUGGCUUUGACUUUGUAACAUACAUGGCCUCC